UCCACAGAUAACCACAGAUACUUGGCCUUCAACAAGAUGGCUUCACACAGGGAUGAGAAAGUAUCCCUAGAACGAGCCAGUUCGGAAAGGCCUUCACAGGAACAAUCUACAUCGGGCAUCGGUACCAGCAGAUCACGUUUGCACUCAUGGUUAGACAGCGUAACGUUCUUCCUUACAAAAUGGGGUGUUGAAACCAAUGGAGUCGACCCUAUACCUCCGGAAGAUCGAACCAGUACGAAGUUAUUCCAAAUGUUCUUUGUAUGGUUCUCUGCCAACAUGAACGUCCUAGUGCCCAGCUUUUUUGGUCUAGGGGUAUCGCAAUGCCUCGUUAUUCUGCUUAUCGUGGACAUCAUAUCAUGCACUGUGCCCGCAUAUUUCGCAGUCUUCGGUCCGAAACUUGGCACAAGGUCAAUGGUAACUGCGCGUUUUUCCUGGGGUUAUUACGGUGCUAUUCUACCCAGCGCUCUUACGGUCUUCUCUAUGCAAGGAUUUCUUGUUUUGGGCUGCAUUGUUGGAGGUCAAACUUUGGCGAGUGUCUCCGAUCAUCUAGAUGAUACGUUGGGUAUAGUGAUCAUUGGUUUGCUAUCCCUCGCUGUCACAUUUUGCGGGUACAAAGUGAUUCAUUGGUAUGAAAGUGUGGCUUGGAUACCCAACGUCAUUACGUUCAUUAUUAUGCUCGGAAUCGGAGGAAAGCACCUCUCGAAUGCACCAGCCUCAAUACCAGUGACGGCUUCUACGGUUGUCACGUUUGCAACGACAACAGCUUCCAGUGUCAUCAGCUGGUGUAUGUUGACUCCUGACUAUGGGGUAUAUCACAGCGAGAAAGCUUCUACAAUGCGAAUAUUUACAUACACAUAUCUCGGUUUCUUCAUAGCUAGCUUUACGGGACAUUCCUUGGGUGCCGCUUUUGCGGCUUCAGCGAACAACGUGCCUGCAUGGAAUGCCGGCUUUGACAAUGGCAAUAAUGUCGGCGGUCUUAUGAAUGCAGUAUUGGCGCCUUUGGGCGGAUUUGGCAAGUUCCUCACUGUAUUGGUUGCUCUGUCGGUUCCCAGUGCAUGCGCUCCUACGAUGUACUCAUUUGGGAUGAGUUUCAUGACUAUCGGUUCUGUGUUCGCUAAGGUGCCUCGUUAUGUCUUCAUGGGUGUCUCGGAAGCUAUACUUAUUCCUGUUGCGAUCAUUGGAGCGAAGCGCUUCUACGUCACGUUUGUGAAUGUUAUCAGCAUCAUCGGAUAUUGGAGCACCGUCUUCGCUGUGAUCGUGCUCGUUGAGCACUUCCUCUUCCGCAAGAACGACUUUAGUCGUUAUAAUGUCACGGAUUGGAAUCAACCACGCAGACUUCCCAUUGGUCUAGCUGCACUUCUAGCCUUCUGCGCAGGGUUUGGCAUCAUCGUCCCUUGCAUGUCCCAAACAGCGUACGUUGGUCCCAUUGCCAAUGCUGGUGCGGGAGACAUCGGCAUUCUCACGGGGUCUGCUGUCGCAUUCAUUGUAUACAUUGCCUCACGGUCCUUAGAGCGUGCAGUCACUCAUAGAUGAUUGGGCUUGUAGAAACAGGGAUUUACAAGUUUGUGUCAAUUAUCAUUCGACUACUCCAUAGCAAGUCGCCGAGAGCGCUGAAGCAUACAUUAUAAUCCCUCUUCCGUUAGGGUUGACCACUCGUAGGUUCAAGGUCACUGUACCCGGCUACAUAUCCAAAAUACAAUGCUUCGACAAGCAGAAAUCUGUUGUCCCCAAGAACCUCUGUUUUGGGAAGCCUGUAUGGAUGCACCGUUGGGCGUUUCUGCGGGAGCACCCAAAAUACUUCCGUCAGCAUGCCCUAUGGUCCGCAUCCGGAUUCCUUCAUCUGAAUUGUAGAAAGACGAGGUUUUCGUCCAUAUCACUGGAUGCAACAUCUCUGGCAUGUCGUAACCUUCUGGUCUACUUGGGGCCUUCAUGAAGUUGAAUCAAUCUUGGAGAAGGCUGUCAGGUCAAAUGGGGGCGUACGAUCAUUACUACCCCUUGAUUACUGGAACCAUCCCCAAGGGUUCGAUUCUCCACCAAGAACCGUUUUAGUAGCUAGCUGGAAUCGCGGGCACACGCCUUGUAACGUCCAUGAUGGCCACUGAAAGUCGGGACUUGUUGAGGAUUCCGAGCACUUGGCCUCGGACGGUCAAUUUGCGAAGUCACCGAAUAUCUGAUUCCGCUGAUGCGUGCCUCUUCAUUGUUCACUCAAAGCAAAUGUGGCAGGUCCGUGGUCCGAAGUGCAAGCAAGCAAUAUUAUGCCCGCUCGCCACUCGCUCGCAGUGCGGACAACCUGUCACUCCGUCACAAGUACGAAAUACUUAUACCGAAGCUGGACUAGCCGAAAGGG
Molecule: messenger RNA, 2347 nt
Organism: Somion occarium
Lineage: Eukaryota; Fungi; Basidiomycota; Agaricomycetes; Polyporales; Cerrenaceae
Source: the annotation of a GenBank genome assembly